This is a messenger RNA of Pyrus x bretschneideri (Chinese white pear), 1882 nucleotides long. Its product is annotated as beta-glucosidase 42. The record is from RefSeq and is a predicted model, not a curated record. Gene Ontology annotation, molecular function: beta-glucosidase activity. The transcript is spliced from 13 exons. NCBI's taxonomy places the organism in Eukaryota, Viridiplantae, Streptophyta, Magnoliopsida, Rosales, Rosaceae. Gene Ontology annotation, biological process: cellulose catabolic process. Bases 197 to 1669 code for a protein of 490 amino acids.
AAGGGCCCAUCACAAUGAUUGGUGGUUCUCGUGACUCACCUAUUAUUUGGUUUCUGGAUCUGUUGAUCCUUGUAUAAAAAUAAAUUUUUGCAGUAACCAGAGUCCAGAUCCAACGCAGUCCUUUGGUUCCGAUAUGUUUUAAACCAUAAAUCAAGUAUUUUCCUUUCUUUCUUGGCUGCUCUAAGUUGGAGUAGGAAUGGCAAAGAAGGGCUUGUUGAAGGAAUAUGAUGAAGAAACUCAUGAAGUCUGUCGCAGUGACUUCCCUCCCAACUUCGUUUUUGGCGUUGCCACUUCUGCAUAUCAAGUAGAGGGAGCCUGCAAGGACGGUGGUAGGGGUCCCAGCAUUUGGGAUGCUUUUUCACACUCAAAAGGGAAUAUCAUUGAUGGAAGCAAUGGGGACGUUGCAGUGGAUCAAUAUCAUCGGUAUAAGGAAGAUGUUGAACUCAUUGCCAAGUUGGGAUUUGACGCUCAUCGUUUUUCCAUAUCAUGGUCUCGAAUAUUCCCUGAUGGUUUGGGAACCAAAAUCAAUGAAGAAGGGAUUACUUACUAUAAUAAUUUCAUUAAUGCUCUCCUUGAAAAGGGCAUCCAACCUUAUGUAACACUGUACCAUUGGGAUCUACCCUUGUACCUUCAUGAGAAUAGGGGAGGGUGGCUGAAUAAGCAAAUUGUAGAAUACUUCUCAGUCUAUGCAGACACCUGCUUUGCAAGCUUUGGCGAUAGAGUAAAGGACUGGAUCACUUUUAAUGAGCCUCUUCAGACUGCUAUUAAUGGUUAUGGUGUUGGGAUAUUUGCUCCUGGAAGGCAUGAAUGCUCGUCAACAGAACCAUAUUUGGUUGCACACCACCAACUAUUGGCACAUGCUGCUGCUGUUUCCAUAUACCGAACCAAGUAUAAGGACAAGCAAGGGGGACAACUUGGCUUGGUCAUAGACUGUGAAUGGGCAGAGGCUAUUUCAGACACAAUUGAAGAUAAAGUUGCUGCAGCAAGGCGCCUAGAUUUUCAGCUUGGAUGGUACUUAGAUCCAAUAUAUCAUGGCGAAUACCCCAAAGUUAUGCGCGAAAGACUUGGAGAUCGGCUUCCCAUAUUUUCAGAGAAAGAUAAGGAGUUGCUUAAGAACUCAGUAGACUUUAUUGGUCUGAAUCACUAUACAUCAAGAUUUAUUGCUCAUGGAAAAGAUGACCAUGAUGAGGGUGAUUUUUAUAAAGCACAAGGGAUAGAGAGAGUUGAUGAAUGGGAAGGGGGUGAGGCUAUUGGUGAGAAGGCAGCAUCAGAAUGGCUGUAUGUUGUUCCUUGGGGCAUGCAUAAGGUUCUGAAUUACAUAGCGCAGAGAUACAAUAAUCCCCCAAUAUAUGUUACUGAGAAUGGUAUGGAUGACGAAGAUAAUGACACCUCCCCACUUCAUGAAAUGCUGGAUGACAAACUGAGAGUUAGUUACUUUAAGGGAUACCUUUCAGCAGUUGCCAAAGCGAUAAGGGAUGGGGUAGAUGUAAGGGGAUACUUUGCGUGGUCGUUACUGGAUAACUUUGAGUGGGCCCAAGGAUAUACCAAGCGUUUUGGUUUGGUUUACGUUGACUAUAAGAAUGGGCUGUCGAGACACCCGAAAUCUUCUGCUUACUGGUUCAUGAGGUUCUUCAAAGGUGUUGAAGGCAAAUAUGGAAAGGAAGAGUAAUGGACAAUUAUGUCCUUAAGGCCAGCCUUAUGGACUUCACCCAUGCAUUGUACCAACUUUAGCUGCUUGAUGCUUCCGUUGUUUUGAAGACAGGUAGGGACUCCCCAGGAAAUUCUCUCUGGCUUUUGAAAGUUACCCGGAACUUUUAUUUAUGUACCAACUCACUCUUAUCCCUAAUUAAUAAUUAUGCCAACCUGAAAUGUUGUUUUGUUU